Molecule: messenger RNA, 1182 nt
Organism: Lolium rigidum
Lineage: Eukaryota; Viridiplantae; Streptophyta; Magnoliopsida; Poales; Poaceae
Exons: 1
Coding region: 1-1182 (393 amino acids)
Source: RefSeq, a predicted model, not a curated record
AUGGCGGCGCCGCCUCCCAAUCCGGGGAAAGGCCCUAAGCCGAGGGGAUUCUUCCCCGGCGACCGCCUCUUCGCCUCCCUCGCCCCCUACGUCAGCUUCGUCGACUACCUCAGCAUCCGCCUCGUGUGCCCCUCGUGGCGCUUCUUCUGCCGCCGCAUCGGCCGCGCGCCGCCGCCCUUCCCGUGGCUCAUGCUCCCGGAGCCGGCCCCCGCCUCGCCCUCCGCGCCCGCGCCGGUCACCGUGCGCCGCCAGUUCUACGACAUCCCGGGGGGCCGGCCCUACGCGUACGACGUCCCGGGGGAGGGCUACCACCGCUGCGUCGCGUCCUCCGCCUACGGGUGGCUCGUGUUCGUCUCCGUGGACGCGCCGCGCCGCCUCGUGCUCGUGAACCCCAUCUCCGGCGCGCGGGUGGUCGUGUCCUGGCCGUUCGGGGACAAGUCCCCCAACGCGCGCUUCCACGCCGCGCUGACGUCCUCGCCUGCGGACCGCAGUGCGUUCUUCCUCGUCGUCGCCACGGACAGGCUCGUCGCCUACUGCCGCCCCGGGCAGCAGGACCAGGCGUGGCGCACCCUACGCGCCCCGGGGUUCCGCUACGACGCGGCUGGCAGCGACAUCGUCACCGUCGGCGCCAUGGUGUACCUGAUCGACAGCAGGAGGAAGGUCUGGCGCGCGGACCUCGGCGAUCCGGAGCCCAAGGUGGAGCGCAGGAACACGGCGUGCCCGCUCCCGUUCCCGUGCGAGGAGGGGAGCAUGCGCCACUACCUCGUGGAGUCGCUCUGGAACGUCCACCUCGUGGUCACGGACGAGCACCACGCGCGCGUCGCGCUCUUCAGGCUGGACUGGGACAAGAGGGCGUGGGUGGCGAUGGACCGCGUCGGCGGCGACCGCGUCCUGCUGCUGGGUCGCGGCUGCUCGGCCUUCGUGCCGCCGGCCGCUGGCCGUCCUCCUGGCAUGGUGCUGUUCGCGCACCAGCCGUCGCUAAGUCUCGCUGACGCUGACGUGGACGGCGGCGUUGCUGCUCCUGCGUGGUUCUGGUCGGAGACGAGGUUGAACAACGGGUCAGAUGGUCCUCUGGUAAUGAAGAAGAAGAUGAAUCACCGGGAAGGCGCCUUCACCGCCGGUGACUCCUUCUGGUUCUUCCCGGCCAUUGAUCCAGAUGAAAACGCUGUGCGAACUAGCUAG